CGGGCGCGCAACUUUACAGAACCUCUCCGCCCCAUUUGUCUUCGCCUCAGUCUCCUCUUUCCUCUCCCAGGCGAGAGGACCAGCGGAGGCACUUCUCCCCGAGUCUUAGGCUCUAGAGUCUAAGACUUAGAGAGAGGAGCCUGGGAGGAGAUAGACUUUUUCUCCCCUUUUCCCAUCCCUUCUUUUUGCCCAGAGAGGCAAAUAGAGGCGCGGAGCUUUAGAAAGUUGAGUGGUCAAGAAGGUAGGUGCUUCCUUUUUCUCCUCGCGCCGAGGUGGGGCUGGGACCUACGGACCCAGCUUCUUAACCUCGCGAGGAGCACCUUUUCCGGCUCUAGCAGCCGAUGCUCUCCGGAGCUGCUCUCUGCAGAGCCAGAGGGUGGGUCGGAUUCGCCGAGUGUGUGUGAGGAUGGAUCGCAGAUCCCGAGCUCAGCAAGGGCGCCGAGCUCGCCACAGUUACAACGAUCUGUGCCCACCCCUAGGCCGCCGGGCAGCCACCGCACUCCUCUGGCUCUCCUGCUCCAUUGCUCUCCUUCGCGCCCUCGCCACCUCCAGCGCCCGCGCCCAGCAGCGCGCGGCUGCCCAGCGCCGGAGCUUCCUUAACGCCCACCACCGCUCCGCCGCCCAGGUAUUCCCCGAGCCCCCCGAAUCCGACCACGAGCACGAGGAGGCAGACCUCGAGCUCUCCCUCCCCGAGUGCCUGGAGUACGAGGAAGAGUUCGACUACGAAUCCGAGACCGAGACCGAGUCUGAAAUCGAGUCGGAGACCGACUUCCAGACCGAGCCUGAGACCGCCCCCACCACUGAGCCCGAGACCGAGCCCGAGGACGAGCGCGGCCCCGUGGUGGCCAAGCGCCGCACCUUCGACCAGUCUCUCACUGAGCGUCUCAACGCCCUGAGGUUGCAGAGCCCCGACGCCUCCCCGAGUCGCGCGCAGCCCAGCACUCGGGAGUCUGAGAGCCCCAGACAAGGGGAGGAGCCCGAGCCCGAGGACAAGGAUCCGAGGGACCCCGAGGAGUCUGAGCAGCCAAAGGAGAAGAAGCAGCGGCGGCGCCGCUGCAAGCCGAAGAAGCCCACCCGCCGCGACCCAUCUCCGGAGUCUCCUUCCAAAAGGGGACCCAUCCCCAUCCGGCGUCACUAAUGGAGGACGCGCCCCAGAU
Messenger RNA from Delphinapterus leucas (beluga whale), 1157 nucleotides. Its product is annotated as neuroendocrine secretory protein 55. NCBI's taxonomy places the organism in Eukaryota, Metazoa, Chordata, Mammalia, Artiodactyla, Monodontidae. The record is from RefSeq and is a predicted model, not a curated record. Gene Ontology annotation, biological process: response to parathyroid hormone.